This is a messenger RNA of Exophiala spinifera, 1290 nucleotides long. RefSeq lists its product as uncharacterized. NCBI's taxonomy places the organism in Eukaryota, Fungi, Ascomycota, Eurotiomycetes, Chaetothyriales, Herpotrichiellaceae. The transcript is spliced from 2 exons. The record is from RefSeq and is a predicted model, not a curated record. The coding region runs from base 1 to 1290 and encodes 429 amino acids.
AUGAGCCCUAUACCAAGGGUUCACCAUGUCUUGCAUACCCUGCUGCGGCGGGCGGAUCAAGAGGUCACCAAGCCAACCGACCCGCACGGCCUGGUACUCGAAGCAUGGGCUGAAGGCUUCAUGAUCGGCGCACUCAUAAUCAUGUCCUGCAUAACAUUGGCCAACAUGCGUAGAGGGGUUUUACUGCACAAGCUCAUUUUGCUCGAGCUUGUCCUGGGCUACUGGCAAGGCUUCUUCAUUCUAUUCGACCCCCCAAUUUACGCCUGGUGGCUCUCUGUCGCUGCCAUCUUCCUCAAUAUCUCGUGGUCCCUCCACAAUGUCAUCGCGUGGAUGAAGAUCCGACCAUUCCUGAACAAAACUGCCAGUCGAAUAUUCAUUGGCAGUGUCAUACUCGUCCAGCCCUAUUGGGUGGUUGAGAUCUAUGCCAACUUCACAUACUUCCAUAACGUCAACACCGUCUUCCUCAAGACGAGGCCCUGGGAAGCGCUUUGUCGCGACCCCUGGUGGGUGCUAGCCGCCUGCAUCCUAUUCUACAACAUCAAAACAAAAUACGACCUUACUUUGGUACAGAUCGUCCGCAUCUCACCCCGGUUUGCAGUCAUGCUGGGCGCAAUGAUCCUGAGCAUCUGUUUCAUAGUCCUCGAUGUGCUAUCCGUCACCUCGGCACUCAAGUCUGCCCUACCAGUGGGGAUCAAUCCUUUUUGGAAACUGUCGUUCGUCUUCAAGUGUCUCACUGAUUCCGUGGUGCUGGAUGACUUUAAGACGGCCCUGGAUCGCCUAAGGGCCUUUAAGAUGACUCGGUUGGGCAGUUUCGCCAUGGACGGCGCGGAUGCUCGGACAAAGCAGCAUAUGGAAGACGUCAUGAGGGCGAACAAUUGGUCUUCACCGCCGCCAUCAUCGGGGGAUCGGGCUCAACCCGCGAGUCCUUUGCCAGAACUGCCAAGGAGUCCCGACGGUGAUUAUAUCAACCCACCGUGGGAGGAACUCAAGCCUGGCCCGACGCAUCACAUCGAAGACGAGCGGUUUGCCGCCGUGGCAAGAAAUGCAUCAAGAGAUCGCGACGCAGAGGAAAAUGGGUUCAACGCCAUUGAUUAUGCUGACCCGCAGCGAGAAUCCAGCGAUGCACACAUAUUGCGACCUCAACCCAGCUGGCCUGGCAGGAGGUCAUCCGAUGAGACCUCUGAUGCUGACAUCGAGUAUGCGAUGGCCGUAAGGCAGAUGACUAAUGAAUCAAUGGAAAAGGACCGGAAAAGAGGCAAGGGGACAAGAACUUUUCGUAGCGCGAGAUGA